This is a messenger RNA of Chenopodium quinoa (quinoa), 1413 nucleotides long. Its product is annotated as E3 ubiquitin-protein ligase RNF185-like. The transcript is spliced from 2 exons. Gene Ontology annotation, molecular function: ubiquitin protein ligase activity; ubiquitin-like protein conjugating enzyme binding. The record is from RefSeq and is a predicted model, not a curated record. Gene Ontology annotation, cellular component: endoplasmic reticulum. Lineage: Eukaryota; Viridiplantae; Streptophyta; Magnoliopsida; Caryophyllales; Amaranthaceae. The coding region runs from base 448 to 1203 and encodes 251 amino acids. Gene Ontology annotation, biological process: ubiquitin-dependent protein catabolic process.
UAACAACCGUGUAUUGCACAGGAUUUUAAUCUAGUGUUGACACUAAAGCGUUGACCCAAUGUUCUUAAUUAUUGGGUUAUUAAUGAGCUAGUAAUUGUAAAUUAAACCCAAUUAAAAAAAAAUAGUCUUGAUUUUCUUCGUCUUGAGUCCUGACCCAAUGACUUUUCCAUCCUAAAAAGAAAGCCCAAUUGAAAAAAAAAAGAAAAAGAAAAUCGAGCAUCGAUGACAACCUCGAACCUUCCUAAUCUCCGCUGUUCCUUUGUAUAUUUUCAUUUUCCAGUUUCCAAUUUCAACUGUGAUUAUAUUUAUUAUCACUCGUAUUUAUACAUCACCCCUAAUUAAAUAAUUCCCUUUUUUUUCGUGCUUCUCACUAUUCAACCAAUUCCACUGGUCGAUUAUAAUUUCUGGGAUUUGUUUAUAAUUUGUACAAGAAUUAGGGUUUAGAAAAUGGAAAGUGGGUUUGAGGAAUCAAUGAAGGCUGAAUCAAGCUCAAGUAAUGGAGAAUCAAAAGAUAAUAACAAUAACAAUAACAAUAAUAAUAAUGAUGCUGGUGAUUUUGAGUGUAAUAUUUGUUUUGAAUUAGCACAAGACCCAAUUGUUACACUUUGUGGUCAUCUUUAUUGUUGGCCUUGUUUGUAUAGAUGGCUUCGAUAUCAUUCUCAAUCCCAUGAAUGUCCUGUUUGUAAAGCCCUUGUUCAGGAAGAUAAACUUGUGCCAUUGUAUGGUAGAGGAAAAUCCAAUACUGACCCUAGAUCGAGGCCGGUCCCGGGUGUCGAUAUUCCUAAUCGACCAUCCGGGCAACGCCCUGAAACCGCCCCGCCUCCCCCGGGACCAGAACAAAGUUAUUUCUCUAAUUUGGGGUUUGGGUUGUUUGGUGGGUUUAUGCCAAUGGCAACUGCUAGGUUUGGGAAUAUGACUAUGUCUGCUGGGUUUGGUGGACUUUUCCCUUCAUUGUUGAGUUUACAGUUUAAUGGGUUUCCUCAUAAUCCAAUGUAUGGGACCGCCCAUGGGUUUCCUUAUGCUUAUCCACAGGCGGUACAUGGUAAUGCAAUGCACCAAGGUCAUGGGUACGAGCACGGUCAUGGGUUCCAGCAGCAUCAUCAUGGUGGUGUUGCAACUCCUGCUAGUCAAAGGCAAGAUUAUAUUCUCAAGAAUUUGUGUCUCAUUAUUGGCUUCUGUUUUUUGGUGGCGAUGCUCUGGUAAUUGUUUAGCUUCGAUUCCUUUUUGAUCUUGUACAAUUUUUUAGCACAUUUUCCAUGUUAGCUGAGGAAGUUGUCCAUAUAAUAAUAAGAAGCUUAUGAUCACUUCCAGUGGUUUUCAUCAUUGUUGGAAUGUAACUAAUUGAUGUAUUUUGCUUUGCGUGUCAGACUCUGAGUAAUUAAAGAAAUUAAAACUCUAUAAUUGUUGUUAUCA